AUUUCGUUGUCUUGAUUCAACGUGAUCGGUCGCAAAGUGUCUGAUACUGUUGUAACUCUUUUUUUUCCCUCAAUAUUCAUUCCAGUGAUUUGUUUCUUUAAUUUCGUUCACGUCCACAGAUUUGCAAGCACAUUUGGUGCGCAGUUUCAAAUAAAAAUUGUCGUUAUUUGUGUUUUGCCGUGCCGCGCUGCGCCGUCCGAAAUAAUUGAAAAAUAUGUUUACAUUUCCGUUGAUUUGAUUGUUGAACGGUUUUUUUUUUCAUGCACCCGAAAGGAAAGAAAAAACAAGCGUAAAUAAUUUAUCCGAUUUCGUAUUGUGCGAGUGUGUAGUAAGAAAAAAGUAUUUGCGAAUCGAAUCCGAACCAAAAAAAAAAAUUACAACAUUGCCAUUGCAAUUCGGAUAGACGAAGCAAAUAGACAUUUUGAAAGAAGAAAAAAACGGCCCAAAACACUUACCAAAUUCAGUGCGCUACGAAAUCAAAUACAUUUAAUUGGAGCACGAAAAUAAGUAGAAAACCGAUCGAUUGGCAUUUUUGGUUGAAUAAUAAUAAUAAAUUCAAAGCAGAAAAUAAAAACCACAACGUUUUAUAUAUAUUAUCAAAUCAGAACUAAAUUUCUGUGUGGCGCUGAACCAUUUGGCCAUUUUUGAAGUUCAGCGAAUAACGGUUGACCAGAAAUUUUCCAUGCAAUUGCACCUGAAAUGUAUCCUUCAAAUUGAUUCGAUUCGACCACAUUCAGACAUUUUCGUUUUCAAUCAGACAGAGACACGCUCAGCGAAAUCGAAAUCAUAACCAAAUUAUAGAGUCGUAAUAAUUAAUACAGACAGCAAAGCAAAUCCAAACAAAAAAAACUAAUAAUAAUAUUGAUUCGUUAUUCUGCUUCCCUCUCUAUGCAUGUGUAUGUGUUUGGCAUGAAAAAAAGUAGUUAUUGUUUAAUAAUCAGUUACGUUGAAAGUGAACAACAAAACAACCCAGCCAGUGCAAAUUGAACGAUAGAAGAAAGAAAAAACCGAAUCGGCUCGAACUCUCGCUCGAUACCAGCUGCAAACAAAAGAGAGAGAGAGAAAAAAAAUACAAUUUCAUUUUAUGCAUUGUUUGGCAAUAGUUCUACGCGCGUGUGAAACGACCGACGGAGAAAACGAGAGUGAGUGCAUUCCAAUUGAUCCAUUGUUGAGCAUGGAUUUACCUAGAUUUUGACUGAUUUACAACAUUACAAACAAAAGCCAAACAACACCAACUGAAGUGUUGAUCGUUGCAUCUCAGCUCAUCAUACCAGAUCUUAUGAGGCGCUUCGUGUAUGUGAGAGAUUGGACUCUCGAACGGUAACGGUAUCUUCAUUUUUUGUUCGUUGUUGUUGUUGCUGCGGAUUCGUGUAUAAUCAAAGUGUGUAAUCAAGAAGUUCAUUUGCGCAUUUUCUCAUCUCUCACUCGGGGUAUGUGUAUGUGUGGAGAUAAUCGGUGAUACGUGCAAGUGAAAACGCUCAACUAAAUCACAAACCGUAAUCGGCUCUACGCAAUUUUACGCUCGGAGCGUGGGUGAUGGUAAAAAGACUAAGAUCGCGAAUGCAAACUCUAAUUACCUAAUGAAAUCGGAACAAUAGCGAAAUAGAGUCUAACCGAAAAAGAUUAAAAACUGUGUAAAAGAAAAGUGUAAAGAGUGCACUCAUUUAAAUUAAAUUUUGAAACGAGAAAAAAAACAACCAAAUCGAAAACGAAGCGUAAAACGGAGAAAAAAAAACCAUGGUGAACAAACAAUACAAUGUACAGAAUUUAGGUAAAAACAAAACGAAAAAUUCAAAUCAAAUCGACGUAGAAACAUUGAAACAAACCAUUACCGUUAUACCAAACGAUACGACGAAUUUGAACAUCAGCUCAGGUGGAGCAAAUGACGGCUAUCAAUCACAGCAGAAUGUUUUCGAACAAAAUAUAAAGCAACAGUUUUACUAUAGCCUCACCGAUUCGCUGGACGGACACUUUGAACAGAAGCACAGUGGUGGCUUUAGUGACGAUUCAAUGGUAGAUAUUGUCAAAAAUAGCAGUAACAUUGCAGGUGCUACAGACGCCGAUACACAAUCACAAAAACAUUUAUCAAUUAAUGAUAUCGGACGUUUCCAAUAUAUUUUACAAAUGGACCGAGAAAUGGGAAUGUCACAAUCAAACGAUGGUGUUUUUCGGUUGCCACCAUUGAUACCGACCUCAUCGUCACCGUCAUCCAAUUCAAAUUCAAUCAGCAGUGGCCAUCGCAUCGGCUACUGGAAAGCUGAUUCACAAACACCGAUUUCGUCGAAUGCGCUACCAACAGACGCCGAAUCACGUCGACAUCGAUGGCAGUCGGCACGACAAAUAUGGAGAUAUGUAAUUUGGCCGGUGGCUCUGUUGCUGGUGUGUGUAAUGGUAGCGGGUGUAGUUUAUUUCUUGAUAGCCAGCCAGAAUUUAUCAUCGAAUUCAAAGCGGCACGGACACUCAUCGCACGAACCAAAUGCCAUAAACUUUUUGAAUAAUUACAAUAGUAUAAAUCGUAACAGUCGACCGAAUGAACCAAAUCCUCCAGUGUUGAAUGUUCCCUCGCACCACCAACCCGUCCAUCCCAGUACACACGGCGAUUAUUCGACGUUCAGGCUACCAACAACAAUAAGACCGCCGACAACCAUAAGAUCGGUGUCAACAGCAAAAUUACCAAUUGCUUCCAAAAUACCCACAACAAUACGUCCGGUUUCAUCGUCACCAUCGAACUUUUUCGUUAGUACGACGACAGCGAAUGUGGUUUCGGCCAAAACUCCAAGCGUCAAAGUCUUAACGCCAGUUACAUCGAGCACCAUUAAACCAUUGAAUGAAAAUACGGCUGUCAAGGACACAUCAAACGUGAAAAAUGUGAAAAUUUACACGAAUUCAAGCCCUCGGCGCAAAUUGCCACAACCAGCUCCAAAACAUACUACACUGUUGUUACCAUCGGCCGAUGAUUUGGACGAAAAUGCCGUUGAACGAUCAAAACUUCUAUUCCCAAGCAAAGAAACGCUAGAAAAUUUCGGCUUUACUUCUGGCCAUCAAAAUAGCUUUGGCAUUCCAAUUGAAGAAGACGAACGUGUCUUACGCAUGCUUAACCAUCAAUUAGCCAGCCAGAAUAGCGAGCCAGCAUUAAAGCAAAGCAACGACUUUUUCCUAAUUGACAUCACAACCGAUGCUAAUGUUCAUCAAACAAAGGUUUCACCAACAUUGCCCAAUAUCAAAAGGAAUUUCGCUACCACCGAACGCAUACGGCCUGUCAAUGUCACUACUGAUGACGGUAUUUGUCAAUCAACGACGUUGCCUCUUUGUCGAGGUAUUUUGCCGUAUGAUUUAACCAAUGUGAAAAUGGCUAAAUCGAUAACGCCUCAGGACUUGGAACAUUUUCAAUAUUUGAUUGAAUCAAAAUGCUCGAAACGUUCACACGAAUUUGUAUGCUCGAUUUUAGAGCCGGAAUGUCGACCCGAAAAAAUGGGCCCAUUACUUCCGUGCAAACGAAUUUGUAAAGCCAUCCAAGAAGCAUGUGCCGAUAUUGUAGCCUCAACGGAAAUGUUGGCCGCCACAUUCGAUUGCGAUAUUUAUCCGAAUUCACACGACGAACGUGAGUGCAAAGACGUUACACGCGGAACGAAAUGCUACAAGAAUGAAUUCCAAUGUAGCGAUCAAACCUGUAUACCUUCAACGUGGCAGUGCGACAACAUCAGAGAUUGUCCGAACGCUGAAGACGAAGAGAAUUGUUCGUAUUGUGAAGAAAAUGAGUUCAAAUGUAUCGGAAGUGAUAAAUGUAUACCUGAAAAAUGGCAUUGCGAUCAGUACGAAGAUUGUCCCGAUGCUUCCGAUGAACAAGAUUGUGAGUUUGCUGAUGAGAGUCAAACAAGAGAUCCAACAAUUGGCAACGCACGAACAUUCCCAUUUGCCAAUACAAUUGCUCCGACAAGAGUGCCAGACUUGCUGGUUUUAACCGGAGAUCGACUCAAAUCACCGAAAGAUAAACCUGUUAUAAAAACAAAAUUGACACCAAUCUCGUUGAAUGACCCCGUUAACAGUGUGGACAAAGGUAAACGCAGCCGCGUCAAAAACACAACACUUGACGACAUCUUCGGUAAUGAUGAUGACGAUGAAAUUCAAGGUGACGCUUCUGGUAUUACGGUACCAAUAUCCAAAAGUCUUGCUAAUUUCAAAGAUAGCAAGGAGAUUAUGAUGACCAGCGACUCAGAAUCGGAAUACAAAUAUUCAAGUUCUAACUAUGUUCAAGUAAAAGCCUCGCAGGCAUAUAUUUCACAGUGCCCGGAUGGCGAAUUGCGAUGCGUAAACGGACACUGCAUUACGAUCAGUCAGUUAUGCGAUAAGAUUACGGACUGUCCUGAUGGUGCCGAUGAGGCAAUGUGCACAUACUAAAAUCUUCGUCAUUACUUUAUUCCAUCCCAUAUAUAGUUCCAACUUAACAAAAAUCCCAUCAUUCCUUCGCGUCAAUUUUAUAUUUAGACCAUAAUAUAUACUAUCAAGAAUAAUAAGCUACUAGACCUAAGUUCUAUAUUGUCAAACAUACAAUAUUUCUUUAGCAUUAAGAAUUGACGGAAAAAACAACAACAUGAAUCUAAUCAAUCAAUCGUUCUAUUUGUAUUGGCUUUUUUUUUGAAAAAUCAACCCAUUGCAUAUUUUUGUGAUAAAUUUUACACAAACGAAGAUGUUUUAUUUUCCUCCAACAUUUAUAUUUUAGCUCCAUUUGUAUCCAUUUCUUUUUCGAUAUUCCUUUAAAAUAAAUACAUUCCUUCUUUUUUAUUUUCAAUAAAA
Messenger RNA from Sitodiplosis mosellana (orange wheat blossom midge), 4794 nucleotides. RefSeq lists its product as uncharacterized. The coding region runs from base 1738 to 4398 and encodes 886 amino acids. Gene Ontology annotation, molecular function: protein binding. NCBI's taxonomy places the organism in Eukaryota, Metazoa, Arthropoda, Insecta, Diptera, Cecidomyiidae. The record is from RefSeq and is a predicted model, not a curated record. Gene Ontology annotation, cellular component: plasma membrane. The transcript is spliced from 11 exons.